UCAUCAUCCACUUGAUUGUGUUUGUGUUUUUCACAUCCAGUGAAACGAGAUCGUAAUCAUACGAUAAACAUAAAAUCUGGACCCUGUUGUUUUUUUUGUGACCAAAAAUUUUAAAAAGAAAAAUUCCAUCCUCAUUCAUUCAUUCAUUCAUUUCAAAAAUGGAAAUUGAACAUUUCAAUAUGACUCAUUUAGCCAUACAGGCAAAUGAAACAUUGAAAGAAUUAUUGGAAUUUGAAGAUUCAUUAGAUUCAUUUGUCGGUAAUAUGACCGGUACUGCAGAAUCAUUGUAUACGGCAUUGGAAUUUUCGAAAAUAUUUCAUUAUAUUGCCGCCAUUUUUGGUGUUAUUGGCAAUUUAUUGGUAAUCAUUAUCUAUCUAAAAAAUCAUCGUAUCCGUACAGUGACCAAUACAUAUAUAUUAAAUGUGGCAAUAUCGGAUCUAUUAUACGUGAUCACUGUACCUGUAUUUCUUAUAUCAAUUUGGUCUAAUUCAUGGCCAUUUGGUGAAUUUGUAUGCAAAUUAUUAUUAUCAAAAGGUGCCAUACAUCGUUUUGCUAGUUCAUUAUUUUUAUUGGUAUUGGUUAUUGAUACAUAUCUGUCAAUAUUAAAGCCAACAUUAUCACAUAUUUGUUAUAAAAGACCAAUAAAUAGCCGAAUGAUAUGUAUAUUAACAUGGAUUAUUUGCAUCAUUUCCGUAUCGCCAGUAUUUUAUCAUGCAUCAACAUUUUCUGUACCAAAUUCCGAAAUCAAUCAUUGUGAUCUAUUCUGGACUGGUAGUAGCCGUGAAGCUUAUAUUUGGUUCACCAUUAUAUCUGCAUUUAUAAUACCAACAAUCAUUAAGAUUUUACUUGCCGUACCAUUAAUCUAUACGUUGGCCGGUGAAAAUAGUUCCGAUACGAUUGCUAGUGAAGGCCAAUAUCAGGUAUUCGCUGAACGUAAUAAAAGAUCAGCACAUUUAAUAUUGACUGUCAUCGUUUUUCAUAUACUUUGUUGGCUACCUCUUUGGAUCUCAUUGAUCAGUGUCAAUCUAUUGCCAAUGAAUGAAAUGCCGGAUAAUUCAGCAAUUCUAUUCCAUAUGAUUAGUGGUUGUCUUGGCAUGGCCAAUACUGUAUUGAAUCCAUUCAUUUAUUUUAAAUUAUCACCAGAAUUCCGUAAUGGUUUUGCCGAAUUGAAAGAAUCCAUUUUAUAUCGUUCAAAAGCAUCAAUAUUUGCCAAUGGUGGUAAUGGUAAUGGUGGCGGUGGUGUAUUGGAAAAUUCAACAAAUUCAAACGAUGGUAUUAUUGGCCAUGUUAACAAUGGUGUAAAUGGUACUACUAGUAAAUCUAAUGAUUCAUUUGUUAAUAAUUUUUUUCCAACCAAUGUAUUUCAACGUUAUGAUGAGGAACGUAAUCAACAACAACAACAACAACAACAGCAACAGCAACAGCAGCAACAAUGCACAGGAAACAAUCAAAUGGCAGCAUAAUGAAGUGAAACAAACCAAAAAAAAAAAAAAAAAAAGUCAACCAGAAUACACAACAUCGAUAUUGGCAACAUUAACGAAUAUUGAACAAAUCGUAUCAUCAUCAUCAUCAUCGUUUUGUUUUAUUUUUAUUUUUAUUAUUCCA
Molecule: messenger RNA, 1605 nt
Organism: Dermatophagoides farinae (American house dust mite)
Lineage: Eukaryota; Metazoa; Arthropoda; Arachnida; Sarcoptiformes; Pyroglyphidae
Source: RefSeq, a predicted model, not a curated record